Messenger RNA from Pollicipes pollicipes, 677 nucleotides. Its product is annotated as ubiquitin-fold modifier 1. Gene Ontology annotation, cellular component: nucleus; cytoplasm. The record is from RefSeq and is a predicted model, not a curated record. Lineage: Eukaryota; Metazoa; Arthropoda; Thecostraca; Pollicipedomorpha; Pollicipedidae. Gene Ontology annotation, biological process: protein K69-linked ufmylation. The coding region runs from base 127 to 384 and encodes 85 amino acids. The transcript has 4 exons.
UGCGCAUGGUGCAGGGUGUUAGGUUGGGCCGGGAGUAUUGCACGCAUAUAGUGUUGAUAUUCCCGGCGUUUAGUGACUUGACUGUCAUCGCUUGUUUUUAAAUCUUAGCGUUUUGUGAAAAAAGAUAUGAGCUCGAAGGUGUCCUUCAAGAUUACCCUUACUUCAGAUCCGAAGCUGCCGUACAAAGUCCUCAGCGUGCCGGAGAGCACGCCGUUCACGGCCGUGCUUAAGUUCGCCGCCGAGGAGUUCAAGGUGCCUCCGGCCACGUCCGCCAUAAUCACCGACGAUGGCGUGGGCAUCAACCCCCAGCAGACGGCAGGCACGGUGUUCCUGAAGCACGGCUCGGAGCUGCGCCUCAUACCGCGCGACCGCGUGGGAUGCUGACCCCGUACCUGUCGGGCGGUGUCGAGCUGGCGGCGGCCGGACAGCGUCCAGCGGGCGGCGGCGCCGACAGCACCGCCGCUCUCUGGUGGCAGCGCUGCCGACACUCUGUCAGACGUUCGUGCUGUCGACACCAUUCCCCAAUGAACGUGACUCGCUUGUGUUUUGUGGUGGCUGCUGUUGAAUUUUCAUUAUUUUACUAGCAUAAAUAAGCGGUCGCACCGAGCGCUGUAGCAUGUACGUACCGGUGCGAACCCGUUUGCCCACUUUUCCAAAUUAAUAAACGGAUUUUGUAG